Molecule: messenger RNA, 5861 nt
Organism: Lytechinus pictus (painted urchin)
Lineage: Eukaryota; Metazoa; Echinodermata; Echinoidea; Temnopleuroida; Toxopneustidae
Exons: 4
Coding region: 39-1115 (358 amino acids)
Biological process (GO): transmembrane transport
Cellular component (GO): membrane
Molecular function (GO): monocarboxylic acid transmembrane transporter activity
Source: RefSeq, a predicted model, not a curated record
UAACUGCUGCCCUCUUUCGACACAAUUCUAUUCGGCGUAUGCUUCUCAUAUCUGGUGCAUGCUUACCUGCCAUAGGAGUGGCAUUGACCUCCAUUGCAACAAGCAUCACUCAGGUUGCCAUCUGCAUGUCAAUAACGGGUUUAGGAAUUGGAAACUUGAUGGUCGUUACUAACUUGACAUUGCAUUGGGUGGCCAAGGAGAACUACAAUCUAUAUCUAAGCAUCGGCCUGACCGGGUAUGGUCCAGGAAUGGUUUUAUUACCACUGUUAGCAGAGUACCUGCGGGGACCAUACGGUUGGAGAGGUGGACUACUCAUUACAAGCGCUCUCUUGGCAAACAUCAUACCAUGCGCAGUCGGGAUGACGUUAGAGACACGCGAGCACUACACAAAGUGGAAUGACCCUAAGAGUGACUACCGGUCAUUAUCAAGUGAUAGUGAUGGAAGUGAUUGUGAAGAGGGUCAUAAGCAUCGCGAAAUAGGAGGCAAAUCUUACCUCUUGCGACUUUAUCAAACGGUGAUCAACAGCUACCGUCAAUCGGAUUUCUUCAACGACAAGAUCUUUAAUGCAGUUCUUGGCCUAGAUUUCGCGUUCUUCAUGGUUUACUGCUGUUGGCAUUCCUUUCUUAUACCGCAUGCCCUACAGAGAGGAGUCGCUACCAAGAACAUCAUCAUUCUCACUUUGGUUGCGGCAAUAGGGAAUUCCGUCAGUCGGGGUGGAGUAGGUGUCCUAACCAACAACUGGUUUAAUCCUUUAAUGGUCUUUUUCCUUGCUACAAUUCUUAAUAUCGCUUCUCUCCUCAUCGAUGCGUAUGUCACGAACUACUACGUCAUGGUACUAACCUCAUGCCUCUCAGCUAUGUCAGUCGGAGGUAGGGCGACAGCAAGCAACGUUAUUUUGAGGGAUAGAGCAUCUCCCGAUAAGUACGAUGUUGCAUAUGCAACAGACAAGAUUGUCGCUGGAAUUGGGACAUUUCUCGGAGGCUACCUUGGUGGUGUGAUUGCCGAUCACUUCUCUUCCUACAGUGCACCAUUCAAAAUGUUACCAUUAAUUGACACCGUCGUGCUCGUCUUCGUAGUCGUCAUCAGAUGUAAUCCCAAGGCAGAAUCCAAAUAACUACAACAGAUUAUCCCGAUAAUCAUCGAUAUCUUCAUUUUUGGCCACCCUCAAUCGAUCGUUAUCUUCCUCAUAGCGACUUUCAGAUGAAAUCCAGAAGCGAAACGCAUGUGAUCAUUGCAAUGUAUUAUUGUAACGAACUUAAUCAGGAGCGUAUCCAGGAUUUUGCACCCUGGGUGGCCCAACCUAAUUUUGGCACUCGUGUAAAAAAAAUGGCGUCUCCUCCCCUCCAGGCGAACAUAGGUGCCUUUUAAAAAUGCAUGUGAAAUUAUCUUAUUUCACAAUCACAUGAACAAAAGGAGGUUUACUGUCUCUACUGGGAUAUCUCUAGAGAUCUCUAGAGAUGACCCGUGUUGCAUGCAUCCUUGAAGGCGUAAAAGUUGCUUAAACAAAAUGAUGCGGGCGUUUUUUUUCCAACUUUUAAACUGGAACAUUUCCAGCACUUUUUGUAACCAUAAACUAAAUCUCACUAAAUUGAUGCGGAAGCGAAGCACCAGAUGAAAAUUUUCGAUUUUCCGACUUUUAAACUGGAAUUUUUCUAGCACGUUUUUAACCAUAAACAGAGGUAUCUCACUAAACAAUAAUUAAUGCGCGCCCGAAGCGUGGGAUAAAAUUUUUCGAUUUUCCGACUUACAAUCUGGAAUUUUUUAAAGCACUUUUAGUAACCAUGAACAGAAUAGGUAUUUAAGUAAACAGUUGGAAUGAAUAAAAUAUCCAAUGCAGUGUGCAAUAUGUGUGUAUGUGUGUACAAUAAUCAGUCGUGUAAUAAAUAAUUCAUAUUUACCUCACAUCAAGUUCAGUUUAGAUGUCAUCGGGUCAUGUUAUCAAAGUCAUGCACAGGUCAUGACGGGCACGUACGCGCGCGUCAAAAUUUUAAAUGCUCCAAAUCGAUCAUGGUUAAUAGUCCAGUCAAUAUAGGGUUUGACCCACCACUAAUUGCAACACGAGAUAUUCCACUGCAAUGCUUUCAAGGAAGGUCCCCUAAACAACAUACUAAAAGUCCCAAGAAAUCCAAGCAGUGGAAAUUUAUGAAAUUUGCAUAUUAUGCAAAUUAGCCAUAAAAAGUAAGAAAAAUAAGGAAAAUAGCCCAAAGAUUACAAAUUGAGUGUCCAAAACAAUUUAAUUUGAGCGAAAAUUCAUGAUAAAUAACUGUAUUCAAUGUUUUUUGUCAAAAGUGCAAAAAAAUCUACCUAAUUUGCAUAAUAUGCAAAUAAGCAUCCUUAUAUGGAAAUAUGUGUAGGUAUUGUGAUUUUUCUCUCAUUAUCUGCUUGAAAAUUUCAUUAAUGUUGGAAUUUACAUGCUGCUAUUACUAAGGACGUUGAAUACAUUUGUAUUCAGCUUAGUGUCUGUAGUAUAAUUUGCAUAUUAUGCAAAUAAAAGUAUCUAACAUGUUAUAAAUAUUAUAGAAAACACACUGGUGAUACAUCCCUCAAAAAUUGCAAGUAGAUUAUCUAUUGAAAUUGGAAUAUGGCAAUACCUUACAGGAAGGUUUCCUAAACACCAUACUAAAAGUCCUUAAAUAUACAAGCAUAUGGGAAAAUCACAAAAUUUGCAUUUUAUGCAAAUUAGCCAUAAUAAAUUACAAAUAAGGAAAAUAAUCCAAAUAUUGGAAAUCAAGUGCAAUCAAUACGAAUUGAACUGAAGCCCAUGACAAGUUUAACUAAUUUAUUUAUGUUUUAAAUAAAAAAUCUUAAAUAAAUCUACCUCAUUUGCAUAUAUAUAAGCAUCUUUAUAUGGAAAAAAUCCAGAAAUUUAGAUUUUUCUCACAAAAACAGUUAUGAAAACAUUUCAGUCUAGAUCAAUAUGAUUUGAUCACUAAGAAUGGGAAAUACAUUAAUAAUCAGCUUAAUAUCUGAAGUGUAAUUUACAUAUUAUGCAAAUAAGCAUCCGACAUGUUAUGAAUAUUUAAGGAAACACAUAAGUGAUACUUUCCUCUAAUAUUCCAUGUAGAUUAUGUGUAUUAACCAUGAUGACCUUCCCUACACUUCUUGCUUGGUUGAUAUUGAGUUUUGUCACGAGCAGUUACCCCACUCAUAUUGUACAAUGAUGAGUCAAUUCUACAUGGAUCCCACUGCUUGAAUGUUUCAUUAUUUCGAUCCAAGUCUUGCUCUCUUCUUGACUUUGUAUAGAGACUUUGCUUUUCUUGCGAGUAUAGUCCACGCUAGCAACUCCUGGAUUGCCAAGUGAUCAGCACAAGAUGUCACACCCGUACAAAUAAAAGCCCAUUAGCUUCGAAUAUUUGGUCCUUGUAGCACACCAAUUAGCUUAUAAACUUGGGGGCCUUGUAUUUAAAGCGCUUAACGAUAAAUCUCCACCCUACAUCUCAGAGCUCUUAUCUCAGCAUAGACCAACACGCAGUCUCAGAUCAGCAGCUCAAGCAUUGCUGAGGGAAUCUCUCAGCCACACAACCUGGGGUGACAGAGCCUUCUACAUCUCUGGACCAAAGCUGUGGAAUAGCCUUCCCCAAUUUAUCAGGAGAGCAGAGACCCAAUCAACUUUUGAGUCUUACCUGAAGACCUUUAUGUUCCCCACCCCAACAUUAUCCCAAGACAAGAAUAACUCAAUUGUAGCAUUACUAGGACAGUACUUGAACUGAAUGAUGAUCCUAAGCACUGUUUGAAGACAUUGAAAUUUGUGAGAUAUUUCCUAUUUUUGAGCAAGCGCCAUGAGCGCCCAGCUGAGGCGGAUACCGACGCUUUACAAGAACCCAUCACCAUCAUCACUUGUCUUGGUGGUGAAUAUGAGUACUUGCUUGGAUCACAAGAUCUCUGGGCAUGCUUAAUAAGAGUAACAAUGGGCAUUUGCCUAUACGAGCGACAUGAAAGCCAUUCAUAAAUUCAUGAUGAAGGCUUAAAGUGCAUUAUAGGCAGCUUUCUCAGAUACAGGAAUCGUAAUUAGACGUUCUUGCUGAAUCCAGUUGCUGCUUCAUGAUGAAGCAUCCAUUUUCUGUUCUCUCCUCUUUGAUAAAUCUCCUAUGGCAACCAUCUCCAAAUAUUAAAGCUAUAGUUUCUAAGUAAGUCGUAUGCAAAUAAUAAUAUUAAUUUCCUGAUAUUUAUGGUAAACAGAAAUUCCUCAGUGAGACAAUGAACAAACCAGAUGGAGAACUAAGCCAGAUUAUUGCCUUUCCAACAAGAGGACACAACAUAAUGGAACACCCUUAACAUCACCAUCAAAUACCAUCCAACAAUGAUUAGACAGUGUGUACCACUUCCAAGAUUUAUUUGCCACUAUGUGCUACUCAUGGGUAUACUGUGAGGUUAUCCAGAGGAAUAAACAUUUUAUGGUACGACUAAGGAUGUUCUUCUGGAGGAAUGCUGACUUUAAUAGUGUCAUGCAGAUGUACUUUGGACAAUCAUACAGCUCUCUGUACUGAAAUCCGACAAGUCGAGCAUAGGAGACUGAAUGCCAAUCGAGAGGACUUUAACAAGAACACACUGUUAACCAUGUCUUCUUCCGACACAAGUUGCCUCAAUGAGAGAAUGGACAUAAGUUGUGUCGGAAGAUGUCAAGAGUUUUAGAGAAAGGCUAGGAAGGCUUGCACAUUUUAGAGCUCCAAAAGCAUCAGUAAGGUAAAGCUCAGAAUUGCUACAAUGCAUUAAAGAGGACCAUAAGAGGGUUUGUAGACAAGCCUAUAAUACAUAAUUUGUUGACCGGAUUGACAAUGAUCCAGGCUGUAACAAUUAGCAUGUUGGGAGCCCUUAAUAUCAAUAGCUAUGACUACAUUGGAAUAUCAUUAUUAAAGGAAGGCAAAGAUUUUUAGUCUUAGUAUUCACCACUGAUCAUGAUGAUGAUGACGCUGAAGUCCUGGGACCCAGUCCUGACCCAGAUAUGGCCAGAUAACAUAUUGUUUAGUCAAGCAGGUGUAGCCAGACUACUGAAGAAAUUGUUAAAGAAAACAACCUGCAUGAAGCUACUAGGCCAGACGGAAUCUCUGCUGCACUUCUUAAUCAGAUCUUACCUGCCAUAAGUUUGCUUUUCCUGGCCUCCCUUUAUCAUGUUUAUGCGGUGAAAUUUCAAGAAAGUCUAAGUCGUUCCCAUCUAUAUAAGAAAGGGUUGUGAACUCUAACAAACUACACACCAAUUCAAAUACUGUGCUUUGUUCUUGCCAAUCCCAUCAUCUUGUCAGACUAACGCUUAGGUAGCGAAGAACAUAUUUCCAGUAUUUUUCCUUGAUCAUAUUAGGAUAGAUUUGAAUGCUUAGUAAUAGCAGCAUAUUAAUUUGAAAAACUUAAAUGUUUUCACUGCAGUCAAUGUGAUAAAAUCAAAAUUUCUUGACAUUUUCCAAACAAGGAUACUUAUUUGCAUAAUAUGCAAAUGAGGCAGAUUUGCUAGCUUUUUUAAAUAAAGACAUUGAACUUAUUUAUUCAUCAUGUUCAAAAUUACUUGCUGUGGACAUUUAAUUUGUAAUCUUUGGAUUAAUUUCCUAAUUUUCUAUUUUUUAAAUGGCUAAUUUGCAUAAUAUGCAAAUUAAUUUUCAGGCAUUUGGAUGAAUUCUCAUGCUUAGUGAUGUAGUAGCAUAUUAAUGUCAACAUUAAUGAAAUGUUUUCAAGCAGUCUAUAUGAGAAAAAUCACAAUAUCUUGACAUUUUUUUCCAUAUAAGGAUGCUUAUUUGCAUAAUAUGCAAAUGAGGUAGAAAUUUUUGCACUUUUGAUUGAAAACAUUGAAUUCAGUUAUUUAUCAUGAAUUUCCAUUCAAAUGAAAUUAUUUUGGACAUUUAAUUUGUAAUCUUUGGAUUAUUUCCCUUCU